This is a messenger RNA of Haliotis rufescens (red abalone), 1554 nucleotides long. RefSeq lists its product as uncharacterized. NCBI's taxonomy places the organism in Eukaryota, Metazoa, Mollusca, Gastropoda, Lepetellida, Haliotidae. The coding region runs from base 1 to 1554 and encodes 517 amino acids. The record is from RefSeq and is a predicted model, not a curated record. The transcript is spliced from 8 exons.
AUGGGAUGGACCUCUCCUGGUGUUGGACCCCCGGUCCUCGCCGACGGAGUCUCCUUCAGCCUCCCGGACAAGUCACUGCCUGUGGAUCUGAGCUUCCAGCUUGGCGUCUACCCAAGCAAACCACGCCAUGUCUCAAUCUACCGACACAAGCUGUGCGCCCUCAGUGACCGUGUGUCCCCCCGGGACCCUCGUCUGUUUCGACGCCCCAUGAGUGAUCGAGCGCCCCUGCUGUCCGAGUUCGGAGAAAUGCCUAAGCCUGAACACGUUCAGGUUUUCUCCGUCUCCAUGAAGCAGGUUGCGGCUGCUCCUCUGCCGUCAUCAGACGAGGAAGAAGAGGUUGUCUCCCCUAGAGCGAUUGAUGGAUUCAGCUCAGAGCAGGUUGUCUCCCCUUCACGUCAGACUGAGGAAGCUUCAACUGAUUCUCAGAACAAGACUGAAGUGAACCCUGCUACUGUGGCUCUGCCGUCAUCAGACUCGGAGAGCAGCUCAGACUCCAGCUCAGACUCAGACUGGGAUGAUGCCUCAUCAUCUUCAAGCAGCACGUGCACCAGCAGCUCAUGUGCCAAAUGUAACGGUUCCGACAGCUCAUCCGACAGCGGCUCUGACAGCUCAUCAAACAGCUCCUCUAGCUCAUCCAGCAGCUCCUCUGAGGACGAGGAUUCCAGCAGUGAGGAAGACGAUGUCUCGGACCAACCCACUCCAGAAGUGGAUCAUUCCUGUAUCUUGGACCACAAGUCUGGACCAAGUGCUGAGACAUCUCCAUGCUCCUCUGGAUCCCCCACCACCUCUGCAUAUGGAUCAAGCUCUGGAUCAAGCUCUGGAUCAAGCUCUGGAUCAAGCUCUGGAUCAGCUGCCAGCUCAAGUUGCAGCUCAGGAUCAUCCUCCAGUUCAGGAUACGGCUCAGCUGCUCAUGGAUCGUCAUCUUCCUGCCUGGAACAAACUCCCGGCACCUCCUCGGCUGUCACCUUUGACCCUGACCUUGAGAAGAGACUUACGAUCACCAGAUACGGUCCUCAGGCUCGAGGGCUCAGGGUUUGGUACAACGAGGAUGAGAGUGAUGACUCCAGCAGCGAUUCAGACGACGAGGCCUUGCUUCCACCGCCCCCUGCCCCCGUACCCUACACUGGCAAGGGCAAGGGCAAGAGCACCAAGAGGAGAAAGGUUGAUGACCUCGUCGAACCAUUCAGCCGCCUAAGCAUUGGCCCACCACGUCCACGUGCCUGCGCUCCCCGUCGCCUCAUCAGGUGCUUCGGCAAGCUCAAUAUGACCGAGCCCCCCAAGAUGGCGACCAAGAGGAAGGCAUGUUUCGACGAAGACUCGGAGCAGGAGUCGAGAAAGAGGAGGCGUGCUCUCCGCAAGGCGGAGCGACGUCGUUUUGCUGAGCUGGUCAGGGAGGUCUUCGGGGCCGACAGCGACGACGAGACUCCCCUGGAAACUCCGACGGAGACACCCAGGAAACGUCGGCGACCACUUAAGAGACGCCAGGCAGCCUCUGAUGUGUCUAAGUCAGCACCAGCACCAGCACUGGCCGGGGCAAAGAAAGUCCGGGUGUAA